CUCACUUCCCAGGGCCUCCGCCCGGGAGGAGGAGCAGGAGGGUUCGGCCUGGCGCGAGCCCCGCUGCUGCCAGUCUCCCUCCGGCUGGGCUGAGGGCGGUGGGAGUAUGGAGCAGGGGCUGUCCGCCAUCACUCUGUAUUGCGCCCCAGCCGCCGUCGCUGUCACCGCCUUCGCCAUGGAGCAAGAGCAGGUGAGUCUCUUUCCCCGCCACUCCGUCUGGGGAGCCUCUUCGGCGGCGGCGGCGGGGGAAGCCGCUCACCUGACCCAGCCUCCUCCAUGACACCUUCAGCCCGUCUCUCGCCGUGCCUGGGUCUCCGCCCUGUCUGAGGGGAGAAGAAGGGGCAGCCCUGCCCUCCUUUGCCUGGCGCAAGGGGGGGGUGUGCUGCGCCCUUCCAUGCUGCAACCUUUGCCCUCCUCACAAACGGGGUCUGCUAAGGGGAGCCGUCUUAUAUAUCUUGUCUUAUAUGGAGGUCGCUGCCGGGGUGCAAAGCGUUUAAAGGCGACUCCUCCAUCGCUCCUUGGAAACCACCUACCAUUUCCCUCAAGGUGCAACUCGCGCAUGCUUUAUUUGCAGCCACAACCCGGCCUGUGGGCGCUGUGCUUUCCCCCCAAAAUUAUUUGUAUGCUGCUGCCACUUCCUCCCCCUCCCCGUGCCAGUCGCGCUUCUUUUUUUGUAGUCCUGUGUUUCCUGGUGGUGGUGAUGCUGGGUGUGGUUAGGACCCGGUUCAGUAUCAGCCGAGCCUUGGAAAGUGGAGCCCACUGUUGCAAAGAAGGGUUUGUGGAGUUGCUUAAAUACGGUCGUUCAGAUGGCCUACACUUUUAUAGCAGCAUCGCUUGCCGGGAAUGCUAUCCAGUCUCGGGUUACCUGUGGGCUGGAGGUGUUGCCCAUCUUUUCAGAAGAAGCUGGUUACGGGCAAAAAUAAAAACGGUUCUCAGCAGUUCUCAAAAAGCAGAUUUUUUAAAUAAAAAAAAGCAGUGUCACAUCUGAACGCUUUAGGAGUGAACAUGGUUCUGUCUUUUAAGCACCGGAACAUCUUCAUUUCAUGAUAACAGGAUUGUGCUAAUUCCCACGUAGAACAGCUAGGCUUAUUUUAUUGGUGAAAACGCGAUCUGAAAAGAAUUUUGUAGUGAAGCAGUUCAUCCUUAACUUUUCACAAAUCCAGGACUAAUCCAUUCUGUUUUACAGGGCUUCAAGAUCCAGAAUUUUUAGUAUUUAUAAUGUCAUCAUUUGCAUUUAAUAAAUUAACUAGUAGCCUGUUUUUCACAUACAUAUGAAUAAAUUCACAAAUACCAUUUAUUCAUCAAAUUAUUAUGUUCACCAUCUACCUUCUGCCUUGAUACACUUUUGUACUUCACACAUAUAGCAGGUGUUCUGAUUUCUUCGAGCUCCUCCUGUAAGCAGAUACCUGUUACAAAUCAGCCUGUUUAAUAUUACAUGGACAGGCUUUGACUUUCACCUGUGAAAACUUGACAAAAGCAGUGACACAGUUGCCUUACAUGUAAAGGAUGCUCUUUACAAAAAAGCACCUUAGGAGGCUAAAGAGUUCAUAAAGCUUUUCUCGUUUGUAUACUUUUGGCUACAAAAACUCUGAUGGAUAUUUAAUAAUAUUAAUGCUUGAGUGGCAACUGUAAAGAAGGGACACUCAAUGUUAAAUACAAAUAAAGGGGAAAUUUUAAACUGGCCUGAUACAUUUUGUUUACAUUCUUUUGCAAUAGGAGCAAAGAUGCAUUGAUCUAGUAUUUACUAAAACAAUUUUAUGCGGGGUGUACUUUCAGCAGACUGGCUUUCUGGAUCUUACUGGUCCUAGUCCAAUCUCUGCUCAGUCAGGGAUUGCUUGGGUAGCCUUAAGCAAAUUUAUUGUGUCACAACCUCACUUGCUAGCUGCAAAUUCAAAAUAAGAAUGAUUUCCCUCCCAGAUGUAUUGUAGGGAUAGAUGAAUAUACUCUGAAAACAAAGUGACCAGGAAAUAAUGGUUAUUUUAUAUAGGCAUUUAACAACAUGUAGCAGUGUUUAUUUAUAUUUAUUUAUGAAGCUCCUUCACAUGUGUCUCAAGGCAAUUUGCAAGCAUUCCAUAAAAUUCAUUUAAAAUUAAGACUUUCCUCUGCCCCCAAGCUGUGGGUGAAAUAUAAUUGUAAAACUUAUGGAAUCUUAUUUUGUGGGGUCUGCAAAGAAGUUGAACUUUCUGUAGAGCUGUCUAAUAAUAAUAAUAAUAAUAAUAAUAAUAAUAGUAGUUGUUUAUUACUUAUACCCCGUCCAUCUGGCUGGGUUUCCCCAGCUCCCAACAAUAUUAAAAACACGAUAAAACAUCAGACAUUAAAACUUCCCUAAAAAGGGCUGCUUUCUAUCCUUCCCUUAUCAUGUGGGCAUUUUUGCAACUGACAAGUUGCCCUCUUGUUUCAGUUGCAUGUAAAUGGCGAUAGAGGCUUUGAGAAUGUGGAACUUGGAGUCAUCGGAAAAAAGAAGAAAAUUCCAAGAAGGGUCAUCCACUUUGCAAGUGGAGAAACCAUGGAAGAAUACAGCACAGAUGAAGAGGAGGAUGAGCAGCAGGAGAAAAAAGACCUCUUGCCUUCUGUUGAUCCAGUAGGUUUGUUUCUGAAAUUUGUUUGUUUUUCAUAAUGCAUUAUGCUACCCAAAUGGAGUAAUAAAAUUCUAUUAAUUCUUAUUUAUCCUGUUCUGAUAAAUCUCUUUCCAUAGGAAGAGGACUAUUUAAUUGUCAUAAUGUGGUGUCUUUUUAAAAAUAAAGGCAGCAAUCAUUUUGUGUGGGAGUUCCAUUCCUAGCCCCCAUAUGUGCUGGUGGAGCAUGCAUAAGCUUGUCCUUGCCUGUUCUGCCCUCUACUGGGUGCAAAAGGACCUGUGUGUUGGCAGUUGCGCGUCAAUUGGAUGCAUGCAAAAUGGUCUGUACACCGUUUCAGAUCUCUGUCAGUGGUGGACUUUGGGGCCUCAAAUUUCAGCAAUGCCCUGUGCGAUGCCAAGAUUUGGCGCCCCUGCCUCUUACACUACAUUCUAAAUAAUAGCUGCAGUGUUGUUGUCCCCCAUCCCCCGCUUUGUGCCCAGUGAGACUGAAUUGGUCACAGUCCCUAAAUCUGCCUCUGUCUCAGUUGGCCAAUGAACUUGCAAUAUGGCGUUAGACAACCUGAACUAUUUUAGCCACAACCCUCCACCCCACCCACAUCUGAAAGGAAAUGAAUAAGGGAAUGAAUCUGACCUUCUUUGCACAGUUCGUACCGUGGAUCCUGAACGCCUUGGUACUUGGACGUUUGGCUCCUGAACACCACAAACCUGGAAGUGAGUGUUCUGGUUUGCGAACGUUCUUUGGAACCCUAAGGUCUGACGGGGCUUCCACAGCCAAUUGGAAGCCGUGCUUUGGUUUCCGAAUGUUUUGAAAGUCGAAUAGACUUCUGGAAUGGAUUCCGUUGGACUUCCAAGGUACAACUGUACUGAGAUAAUGACUUGGAUGUAGAGUAGCACAAAUGAAACUCUGCUUGUAUAAUGGAGUUUUCCCUCCCACCCUUUCUUCCCCUUACACCAAAAAGCAGUUCCUUAGUGUUGGGAACAUUCUUGAAAAGUGAAGAAUGGGCAUUGGAGAGACUGCAGCGGGAGAGAUGAGUUAAUAAAAAUUGGGUAGAAGCAAGUGGAAACUCAGAAUGGAAACCAAUACUUUGAACAUUUGAGUGUGCUGUAGAAGUGUAUGUGUUUAUUUAAACAAGACAAACCCAGGUUUCUGUAUCCUGAGGGGUGUUAAGUGUUCUGUUUGGCAUGUCAGUUUUGUUUAACCAACCCUCUUUCCUGAAUUUGUGAUGAUGAUGGAUGGUUGAGACAGGGGUAGGGAACAUCUGGCUGCCCAAUGUUGUUGAACUGCAACUCCCAUCAACCUCCUGGUGCUGAUAGAAGUUGGAGUUCAACAGCAUCUGGAGGGCCACUGGUUCCUUGUGCUAGUGGUUAUUCCAUAAAAGCAUACAAAAAAAUGCCUUCUGUGCAUUUCAGAGAAUACAUGUGCAGAAUAAAGGAUGCUUUUGUAUUGGCCUAAAAAUACUGUGUUGUAUAUUCAACACAGUGCCAUCAUAUCCUUUUUGGUUUUGUUUGGCCCUCCCAGAGCUGAAUUUUUUAUACAAACAGACACUAAAAUGUUCAACUGCUUCUGUAAGGAUUCUUGAAUAUUGCAAUAUAUUUAGGGGCAAAGUGCUGUUUGAAAUAAACAUGCAACUAGGUCAACAGCAUCAGUACAAUUCAGGUUUGUUCCUUUGUGUUUACUCAGUUUCUAGAAGGAAAUAUUUUACUGAAUGCGAUGAAUUUUACAUCAGACAUGCCCUAUUACCAGGCCAAGAUCUGGCAUCCUGAAUAGCAAUUCUGUCUCUGAACAGAGAGAGGUACUAUUGACUUGCAUUGUGUUGCAAGGAAGGCAGAGAGAGAAAGAUGCUGGAGUGCAGAAUGCAACUGUGUCCAAAGCAUAGUGGAACAGAAUCUGCGAAAAACAAUCCGUCCUUUUUACAGCUUCAUAAUACACUUCAUAAGCCUUCUUUGUCUGACAUUUUAUUAUACAAAUUUAAAAUGAAAUGACUGUAGAACCAUCUUCUGCUGCAUAACUUGCUUUCAUUAUAGUAUUAUUUGAUUGGAUAAAUGUUUGUUUUUAUUUGUUUAUUUGUAUACCGCCCUUCAUUCUAGAGUUGCAGAGCAAUAUACAAAAUAAAGCAACAGUAAAUUAAAAUCAUAAAUACAUCAAUACACAGUAGAAAACAUUAAUUUAAAAUACAACACUUGAAGCUUGGCACUAAAAACCAGCAAAAGUUAGGACAAAUAAACAGGUCUUCAACAAGUGCUGAAACAUCAUAUUGUGGUACAGCUGAGAAAGGAUUGCUGUCACCUGUGGCAUAUUAUAUAAAUGAGGCAGAGAAAAAGAAUAUCCCCAGCUGAGCUCUGGUGCCUUGGCAAAAAUGCUGUAGGAUUUCUAUACAGACGAAUAAAGGGUCUGUUUUCUGACAGUCCCAAGUUGAUAGCUUAUUAUUUCAGUUGUGGUAUAAAAGGGUACAUUUACAAAGACUAGCAUCCGCUCAUUAAAUUUGCCUUGGUGAACUGACAUAUUAGGACUUUUAAUGGAAACACAGCAUCCUUAAAAAAUAGAACUUGGCUGGUGUUGGCUUCUUUACGAAUAAACGCAGAACCUAAAAUAAAAUGGUUUACUUCUGGUCUGAAACUGUAGCUUUAAUAAUACAGACUUAUUUCAAAGUCUGCACUUAUAAAUCAGAAGUAUGUAUUCACCUACCCCCGUUUAUGGCUUAAUGCAACUAUUAAAUUUUGUAUGACUUUCAGGCACAAAAAUCUACAUAGGUAGCUAAAAAUAAUAAUAGCAAAUGAAUCUGUGUAGAAGUUCAUAACAUGGGGGUGGGGUGGGAGUUUUCAGCCGGUGAACUGUUAUUUCACCAGAAUGGGCCAGAGAAUACAAAUGUUUAUUUUUCUUCCUUCAGAGAUACCUUGGUUUUUGCAAAUGAGCAUUGAGAACAUUGAAUAAUAAGUCUGUUAACGUUUUUUCAUGCCUUUUUCUGUAGACCCCACAUAAGCACCAGUUUGCUUCUAAGGGUCUUGAGUAUUUGCUGUAAGAAGUAGUUGGAGCUUCCACUCACACAUUAGGAUUUUCCCUUUCCUGAAAAGCCCUGCCAGAAAGCUUGUGGAAGGGGGACCCUUGAACAGCCUUCCUGCAGGGAAAAUAGUUGCAGUUGUAAAAGAAAUCCAGAAAGCCCGUAUAAAAGCGCUUGGGCAUACAUGCAGGGUUCUUAAGAUUCUGACCUCAUCAUUUAAGGACUUGAUCAAUACCCAGAAUAGAUUAAAGUGUUUGUAUUUAAUUAUCAGUUUCUUCAGGUAAGGUUUGAACUAGCCAAUCUUUGUGUCAAUAUAGCUUUAGUUUUGAAACAUACCAAGAAGAAAAGGUUUGUCUUUUACGCUGCAUUUUUAUUUACAACAGGAUAACUAUAGCUUUACUUCCUUGCAUUGUUAAUGCAUAUCAGAUAUAUAUCAAUAUAUUUUUGUAAACUUUCUGGUGUGGCAAAUUCUGCAUUUGCAAUGGCAAAUUGGCUCCUAAAUGCUAUUGCCAUCUUAUGUAUUGUAUCUGCAGAAUUGGGGAGGUGAGAGCAGAGCAGAUGCUUUGCAUGCAAAAGGUUCCAGGUUCAGUUCCUAGCAUGUGCAGGUUGUUGGCAUCCGUCUGUUUCGGGAGACAAUGGAAGAGUGUGCCAUUGGGGGGUGAGGUCAAACCGUUAGAGAAUUAGAGUGCCUGCUGUGGCUAGAGAAACCAAUAUGGGAGAGAAAUGUUUUACUGCAGGUGGGGCAAAUGAAGGUGUCUGGUUUUGCUGCUACACAUGCACCACUGUGUUUCCAUCAGACAAUAUUGGGAUAGAGGGACAAAUUAUCUGACUUGGUUUAAUGAAACUUUCUAUGUUUCUACAUUUAUGCAUAUAUUCAGAAGCACAGGAUAUAAGUACAGUGGUACCUCGGGUUAAGUACUUAAUUCGUUCCGGAGGUCUGUUCUUAACCUGAAAAUGUUGUGAACCUGAAGCACCAUUUUAGCUAAUGGGGCCUGCUGCUGCUGCUGCGCCGCUGGAGCACGAUUUCUGUUCGUAUCCUGAAGCAAAGUUCUUAACCCGAGGUACUAUUUCUGGGUUAGCAGAGUCUGUAACCUGCAGCAUAUGUAACCCGAGGUACCACUGUAAUAUGAUUUUCUAUCUGAUUGGAAGAGCUAUAAUUUCUGCAUGUGAACAUUGGGGAAAGAAGGCCAAGCAAAUAUAUUCAGGGUGGGUAUUCUACCAUUAGGUGCCACUACAAAAAAGGCCCUGUUCUUGGCAGCUUAGCAACUGAAAUUCAUCUCCGUGAUAAACAAUUUAAAAUAGAGGAAGGUAUGCUGAAGAGAUGAGGGCAGUGUGUUUCCAGGUCAAUUUUCUUGCUUCUCCCCCCUUCCAUGGUGGUGUUGCUCUUGUUAUACCCAAGUCAAGCAAUAAAGACAUUCAGUGUUACAUUCAUCAGUAGCCUUAGGCAAAUGGAAGCACUUCUGCUCAUGCAUGGCUGGACAACUGAAUCCCACCAAUUCUCCCAACACACUGCAGCCCUGAGGGCUGGGAACAGUAUGGGAACUGUUGCAGAGGGCUGUACUAUGAAGAGGGGUCAAUGAAAAUUGGAUGCCCUGCUUGUACAAGCAGAGUACUUCCACUUGCCUAACACCACCAUUGGAUACAACAUACGCGAGACACAUGAAAUAAAUUAAAAGUCUUUCAGAUGCAUAACAUAAAUGAUCUUAACCUUUAUUUAUUGCAGGCAACACUAACUUGGGGGCCCUAUUUGUGGUUUCAGAUGCUAAGAGUAGCCACAUCAACACUAUCAGGUAUGUAUGUAUUCUCUGUCUCUCUGUGUCUACAGAAAACAAAGUAAGUUAUAAUGAAGUGCCAAGUGGUAUGAGACUGAAAGGACAGGCAUGAAAUGAAGCCAUUAAUGUGCUAGUUACUGAUAUGCAAAAACCCAAAUCAUUCAUUAACCUGCAGAAGGAAGUCUAGUGAAGUGAUGAAAGCUCACAUUUACUUGGUUUAUCCAGUGUUUUCUUAAAAGUUUAAAAGGAGGUACUGAAUACUAUUUUUCCUCAUAUAAAUAUGUCUAGUGCUGCAUAUUUCAGUGCCUACACUUCACUAUAGGCUGGCAUGAGUGGGUGGUAUAUUACUCUGAAAAAAUAUAUUACAGUGAAACCCAGUCUUCAUUUUCUACACAUGCCUUCUGUUCUGCUUUAUAAGUUGAUUAAAAGAUGCAGCACUAGGGUACAAAAUUAGACAACCAUUUAUUGCAAUGAAUGUUAUGACCUCCUUUCUUGUUGACUGUUCCCCUUGGCUUCCCAUUUCAGUUUAUUCCAUCAUUUUAAGAAGUCACGGGGGGGGGGGGGAGUCUCAGGUGGGAAUUGGACAGAUUGGGGGGUGAUAUUUUUUUAAAAAAAUAUAUAAAUUCACAAGAGAAGUAUUGCACACAUUGACCCACCAGGUUAUUAUGUGAAGACGUGUGUGUAAUUUGUAGACAGACUUAGGAUGAUGAAAAGCUUUUAGUAAAAGGGCAAGUUUGUGGUAGUUUCCCCUGCCCUUUUUUGGGUUGUGUGUGUAUACCUGCUCAUCCAGCAUUUGAUGCCUGCAAGCUAUACAUACUCUGAGCUGAACAAUUGUGGCUUCUUCACUUGACUGUAGAGCAGAUAAGUAUAAGGAGGAGGCCACCUCAAGCAGCUCUAGCUCAGUGACCCAUUGUGCAGUGACGACACAUCUUGUCAUCUUUUGUUUUAUACAUCUAGUUUACCAUUGAAACACCUUUGGGCCUGGUGUUUCACUACAAGGGGAGUUGGAAUAUCCUUGUUCAGGUACAUAUGAAGAAAAUUUAAACAUAUAGCAAUCUCUUUUAGUGGGUAUUUUCAUGAAAAGCCCAACCAACCUUCACUCUGUACGGUUUUAGGUGUAAAGGGUGUAGUCUUUUAUUAUCCAAUCUGUGCUGUCACUUUUUAUUUGGUUUUGUUUCCAUAGUUUGUGUGGUUCAUGUUUUGGCUUGUACAAGUAGACACAAAAACUAAGGAAGUAGAAUAAUGGGCGGGGGGACCCCUUCCUGCUGCUUUGUGAAUGUUUCAUGUUUUUAUACCGUUGUAAACUGCUGUGAUAUAUUUUUAUGAUACAGUGGUAUAUAAUCAUUUCUUUAAAUAAAUAAAUGUCAGAUGAUGCAGAAUGCUAAUGGGAAACUGCUCACAAGUUUGCUUGGUAAGGCUGCAACAUUCAUAAAUGUGUUUUAUUUAUUCAGUGUGUGACUUCCUUGGUGAAAAGAUUGCCUCUGUUUUGGGAAUCAGUACGCCAAAAUACCAGUAUGCCAUAGAUGAAUACUACAGAAUGAAGAAGGAGGUGUGUGCCUUUUUGUACCCUUUUAACAGUGUAGGAAUUACAAACAGAUUUACUAAAAUGUACUGCAUAAUAGUCUGGUUUCUUAAUAUAAAAUGGUUUAAAGAUGUCAUGUUUCAGUUCUCUAAAAAUCUAUCAAUGUCAACACAUUUUCUUCUGUAUUAACUUGUUUUCACUCUCCCCUUUAAGUCCAUUUGACAGGACAUUUUUUAAUGGGAAACUUGAGUACAUCCCAGAUGCAGUCUCUUCAGGAAAACAUGCUUGGUUGUAUGUACUUUUCAAAUAGACUUUAACCUACGUUGGCCUAAUAUUAUAUGAAAUAGUUUGCUACAAUAGAAGGAAGGAAUUACGUACAUGGUGAGGGGUUUCAAUUAAAACUGAGAAACCACUACCAUACAUCUGUUUUAUAAUUCAACUGAUAUUCUAAUUUGUAUUAGGGUUUUUUUCUUUAUAAGAGUACGUUAAGGGUGUUCCCCUUUAAUUUACAUUUUAAGUAGAAGAAAUGCUUGUUUGUAUUUCAGAAGGUAAAUGCUUCAGGAAGAACUGGUUCCUAAAGUUGCAAAUCCCAGACACUCAACUUCUGUUCAGAGGCUACUUUGAUAGUUUUACUACCAUAUGCCAGACAUGGAAAAAUCAUUUGAUGAGAGGCUUCCAUAUUUAAUGCUGAUCUGUAGGAAAUGAACUUGGUUUCAAAACAGUAUUGCCAUUCUUUCUGUUGAGAAGCAUGCAGAUUGCAUUAAUGUUUUCUAAUGUUAAGUUGACCUUUCCUGUUGGAUGGGUACUUAAGAGCUUUGCAAUAGUAAUGUGCUGCAGUAGUAGCAACUACGUGGCAGCAAUAAAUGAUUUUGGUACACAUGAAUAUGCUCAGGAUAUAUGAAUUAAUGGAGUCCUGCUGGUUUUACAACAUGUGAGGUUUGUUUUUUUAGGAAGAGGAAGAGGAGGAAGAGAAUAAGAUGUCAGAAGAAGCAGAAAGGAGGUUUCAAGAGCAGCAGAACCAGAGUCAAGAGGGGACUGCUGUCCAUACGGCUCAGCCAGAGGCUACAACCUGUAGUACAUUUGUAAAUCUCAACUUUGAAACAGAAGGAGAUCGUUCGCUUGUUGUGGAAAGCAAACAAGAUAUUACUCCAGUGUCUGCUUAGAAUGAGAACGGAGCAUUAGAAUUCUUUGGGUAGCAUCCAACGGUGUCUGGUUGUCACUGGAACGGACUUCUGGUCAUGCAGUAGGGUUUCUCCAGCCUCCCCUCCCCUCUGCGCUCCUGAAAUCUGCUUUGAAUGGCUGUAGUGGAGAAGAGAGGCAGGAGAGGCCCUGCUGCUUGAGCAGAAGUCUGCUUGUGUGACAUUGGUUCUCACACCCUGUUUCUUAAUUGUCAGAUGUUUGUAGGCUCUGUUAUGCAUGUUCAGUGGAAUGUAACUUAUUUCAAAGUAUGGUCAGAGAUACUUAACGUCUCUUCAGCCAACAUCUGUCUAAUAAAGGCUAAGACAUUUUGCUUAACCUAUUAGAUUAUGAAAUGCAAAUAACUGGUCCUGUGAUCUAUCUAUGCAGAACAAGUGAAAUGUCUUUCCUGAACAUCUGGUGCCUUGUUGACAGUUGUGGACUGAUCACUGUGCUUUUUUUGUUUUAAGGUCAUUUCGCAUUUAUAAUGUUACUUACUGAAACCUAGGUGAAAGUUUAGACUAAUGGCAACUAAUUCACAAGGCAUCUUUGUGACUUAGUUUAAUUUAUUGUCACUGUUGUGUGCGUGUGUGUGUGUGUGUCCAGUCAUAUAGUUUAAAAUAAGGUGACUUUGUUUAAUGCCUGUUAAAAGAAACAACUGUAUAAAAGAACUUGUCUGAAAACUCUAUCUCAUAAAGGACUGUCCUGUUAAUUGCUUAGUUGGAAGAGUAAGAGUAAUAUACAGAGUAAGUUCACAUUGUAAUCUCUGACUUUAUUAUGUGUGUUGGGAAGGAUAGUCUGGAUAGGAGAUGGUAUGCUGAUAAAAUGAUGGCUCUAAAUAUUGGGUGUAGUAAAAAACAAAAGUAGUGAGGUAUGCUAAAUUAAUUAUUUUGCAUACCCUUGCAGUGUUUUUUCAUUCUGAGUUAAACAGACACUGUUUCAGUGACAUAACUUGAUUUUUAUAUUUAAAAUAUUUGAAAAUAAGUUUGAGAACUGCCUACUGCAUGUCAACAAGGGUGGGUUUUCUAUCUAGAAAGGAUCUUGUCGGCCCCCCGACCAAGGACUACUGACAAUUUAACUUAUAUAAUGAACCUUUUUGUGAGGACAAUCCACACUAAUUCUCACAAAAUUCUGCAGCACAAAACUUUGCAGAUAUAGGACAGGACCCAGAUGUCUGUGGCUAUGUGGCACAAAAAGAUGCAUGCAGAAAGCAGUACACCAUGCAAAACAAACAUAACCUUUUUUGGCUGUUGUUACACACUUUAAUAGCUUCUUCCACUGUCUUGAGUCACUUUCUUAAAAGCUUGCUGUGCACCUGUAUAAAAUAGCCAGGAGUCAGGAAGAAACUGUGGACUACAAAUCCAUGUAGUAUGGAAAUAGGAAAAGUGUCACAGCAGUAGGCAGAAAAACUGCAGAGAUGUAGAACCACCUCAUGGAUCAUGCCCUUUCCUUCACUGUCACCAUCAGGCAUGUGGGAAGGAGGAAGUUUUUAAGUCUUGUCUGCCACGCUAUUUUUUUUUAUGGGAAGCUUUUCUUAACUUGAGAACGUUAGAACAGCUUUAACUAAACGGCACAUCACAACAUUCUGGUGUUGUUUUUUUUAAAAAAAAAUCUUAAAGGGAACAUUCAUUUUGAUUUAAGAAUCAUUGAUUCCAAAUGCCAGUUGUAAACUAUGUGAAGCCUAUAUUAAGCAUCUAUUCAGGGCAUCACAGUAAAUUAUUAAGGCUUUUGAGUGCCCAGCUGUAUAAUUACUUUUCGCCAAAAAUGUUAUUGCUUUAUAUAAUAGGAAGGGCUUAUUGUCAUGAGGUUCUUCUAUCAUUGUGCCUUACCUUUACUAUUUCUUUCAGUAUAUGCAAACGGUAUGAAAGUGGGUACUUUUUCUUGUAAAUGCAUUAAAUUUUAUAUUUAAUAUAAUUUUAAAUCAGUUGGGUUCAGAGUUGUUAUUAUAGGACUAGCAAACCUUUGCUAUGAAUGCAGCAGGCACAGGUGCCAUUAAAAUACCCAGUAGUAGGUCCUGGGAUUCUAGUAAGCCUAUACAUUUACCCUACUAAGCCUAUAAUCCUGUGUCUACUUAGAAGUAAGUUCCACAGAAGUUACUCCUGGAUAAGGCCUUGGAGGGCUGCAUGCAAUUAAGACAUCAGAGGUAUAUUUUGACAGGAUAGUCAUAUGUUUUGAGAAACACCCAUGACUUUUGAAGCCCAGUAUUUGUGCACUUGCAACACUUAGAACAAUUAACACCAUCAUGAGCAUUUACACUAACUGCUUGUUAUAGUAGAUGAAGGUUUGUGAUGCUGUUUAGUAGGAGGUUUCACUAUUAUCCAUUUGACAGGUAUUUACUUCCAUAGUAGUUUUAAAAAAAAUUGAGCUGCACAUUUGUAACUACAGUUCUACAUAUCUGAUAUUUCAGAUAUAAAUGAUCCAGAGAUUUGUUUCUUUCUUGCACAUGAUUUGUUUUUGCAAUGCCAAUGCACCCAGUACAAAACCAAAAAGAGUAUUCAAGACCAAAUUAUACCAACAGGUAUAAUUUGUCUAAACUGGAAGGUGGCUUGUAGGUUUAGGAAUAAUUUCAAUAAACUUAAUUUACCAGAAAAGUCUGUAAACGUUUAAUUACAUUUUCAACAAACAGCAGUACUCUUUUCCUUUUUUGCUUCAGAGAAGAUCCAUCUCACAAGCCUUAUACAAAACUUGUCCAUCUGGAGCUACAUGGAAGCUUCAUUUAUUUGGGUAAUGAAUACAUUAUUCAGCUUUAAAUGGUCACUGUAUCAGUUGGGCAGAUCUCCAUGGAUACAGUCUAUUCCUGUUAAAUCAUGUAUCAUCAAGAUCUGUUGUGUUGUCAUUGUCACUUGCUACAAGAACCUCUCUGUUCUCAUAGGUCCAGAAGCCAUUAAGAUCAAUUAAAAUGCUAGUGACAGUGUCGCCUUGACUACUGUUGAUUAAGUCCUGAAGAGAGAUUUUGUAAGGAUCCUUGGGCUUCACCAUGUCAAAUAUUUCAUCCUAGAAAAAGCAACCAAAAAUUAACAGUUUCUUUAAUGGAAGUCGAAUAGGAUAAAAAUGUUUUGUGGACCAGUACCAGGACUUUUUUUUUUAAUCAAAAUAAUUAAGUAACACUUAAUUUCACUUUCCCCUCAUGCUUUGGUGUUCAAUUCUAGUAGUAAAGCACAUCCUUGCUGAAAAGGAGUGUAAACUGAACAAUAUACGAAGGAUGUGUUUAUACUUGCUUUCAAAAUACAGUCACAGUUUAGUAAAGUUCUUUAUUG
Messenger RNA from Podarcis lilfordi (Lilford's wall lizard), 13301 nucleotides. The record is from the annotation of a GenBank genome assembly. Lineage: Eukaryota; Metazoa; Chordata; Lepidosauria; Squamata; Lacertidae.